CUUGAAAUAGCGAAGAAUCCCACUUGGUGGAGUGGGUUGCUAUCGAGAAGAGGUCGAAUCCGAUCGAGGACGGUUGAUCUUUUUUGUGCUUCUUCUGACAUGAGUCGGAGAGGAGCGAUGCUAGGCCUCGACUUGGCAUCGUCCUUCGACUCGACAUCUCUGGAAGCGAAGUCCGGCCGCGAGCAGAUGGAUGAUUCGGUGACCACCGAUUCAUCCGUCCUCGAUGCCGAGGAUUCCCGCUCCACCCGACCCGCGGCAGCCUACGAGUUCAGUAUCUUGAAGGGUUAUGUGUCGGGAGAAGGCGAGAACGGGGACGGGAUCGGAGCCCCGCAGCAGCCUGGGUUGGUCACCAAGCAGCUCUUUCCGCUGGCGCCAUUGCCUCUUUGGAUGGAUCUCACUCCACAUCAACCGCCGACCAAAAAGAGUCGCAGGGGGCCGCGGUCUCGGAGCUCUCAGUACCGGGGCGUCACGUUCUACCGCAGGACAGGGAGAUGGGAAUCUCACAUUUGGGAUUGUGGGAAACAGGUGUAUUUGGGAGGCUUUGACACUGCUGAAGCUGCUGCAACGACAUAUGAUCGAGCUGCAAUCAGGUUUCGGGGAGUCGAUGCUGACAUCAAUUUCAAUCUUAGUGACUAUGAAGAAGAUCUGAAGCAGAUAAAAUACCUACCAAAGGUAGAAUUUGUGCAUUUUCUUCGUCGACAAAGCACGCGAUUCUCAAGGGGUGGUUCAAAAUACAGAGGAGUGACCCUUCACAAGUGUGGUCGUUGGGAAGCUCGGAUAGGGCAAUUCCCUGGCAAGAAGUACGUAUAUCUUGGACUGUUCGACAGCGAAAUAGAAGCUGCAAGGGCUUACGACAAGGCAGCUAUAAAGUAUAAUGGAAGCAAUGCUGUUAUCAAUUUUGAUCCAAGUACCUACGAAGGAGAAGUAAUUUCCGAGUAUGUUACCAAAGCCGAUGAUGUGGAUCUGAAUUUGAGGAUUUCCCAGCCUGUUGUCCACGGUCCAAAGGGGAAUGGAAUUCAUUGUGUAGCCAAUUUGAAGCUGAUGAUGCCGACAGAACAAUGAUGCAGGAGAGUCAGUCAGAGUUCUCCUCUGCAGCAUCAUCAGGAUUCUCAACUACCGAAGCCACAGCUGGUCUUCCUCCCUUGCAAGCGCCACCUUCAGCAACCCAUCAUCUCCGUUCCUCUCCACGAGCUACUACAUCAUGUCACAGUCUCUGGAACCCAAAUCAUUAGGGCUCAGAUGGAGCUGCAAUGUGGUGCCUGUGGUCAUGUCAGUUAUCUUUUGUGUAUUUCUCCUACUUUAGCCCGCAUUGGCGGGACCAUUUCCUCCAUAAUUUGCUUGCAGGAGGAGAGACGUGAUGUGUACUCACUCUUCCAACCAAAGUUAAACGUGACACGCCACAUGAAUCA
Messenger RNA from Musa acuminata AAA Group (dessert banana), 1409 nucleotides. Its product is annotated as APETALA2-like protein 1. The record is from RefSeq and is a predicted model, not a curated record. Gene Ontology annotation, biological process: regulation of DNA-templated transcription. Lineage: Eukaryota; Viridiplantae; Streptophyta; Magnoliopsida; Zingiberales; Musaceae. Gene Ontology annotation, molecular function: DNA-binding transcription factor activity; DNA binding. The transcript is spliced from 9 exons. Bases 100 to 1062 code for a protein of 320 amino acids.